Molecule: messenger RNA, 2342 nt
Organism: Mercurialis annua (annual mercury)
Lineage: Eukaryota; Viridiplantae; Streptophyta; Magnoliopsida; Malpighiales; Euphorbiaceae
Product: transmembrane 9 superfamily member 7
Exons: 7
Coding region: 90-2039 (649 amino acids)
Biological process (GO): protein localization to membrane
Cellular component (GO): membrane
Source: RefSeq, a predicted model, not a curated record
AACAAAGCCUCAUAAAGCCCAGUAACGAAAAUAAAUCACCUCUCUGUUUUUCUCUCAUCAAUUCUCAAUUCUCGAUUCUCAUUUCCCAAAUGAAGAAGACGAAGAUGUGUACUUCCAGAAUCCUCAGUAGUAAUAACAAGAUCUCCGCGGCCUUCUUCUUCUUCGUUCUUCUCUUCAGCUCCUCCGUUCACUCCUUUUAUCUUCCCGGCGUUGCUCCCCGUGACUUUCACAGGGGUGAUCCUCUUUCUAUCAAAGUGAAUAAGCUGUCAUCUACAAAGACUCAACUUCCAUAUGAUUACUACUACUUGAAAUAUUGCAAGCCUGAUAAGAUUUUGAAUAAUGCUGAAAAUUUGGGUGAGGUUCUUCGAGGUGACCGCAUUGAGAAUUCUGUAUACACUUUUGAAAUGAUGGAAGAGCAGUCAUGCAAAGUGGCCUGUCGGAUGACACUUGAUGCUGAAACUGCUAAGAAUUUUAAAGAGAAAAUAGAUGAUGAAUAUCGGGUUAACAUGAUUCUAGAUAAUCUUCCAGUUGCUGUUCUUAGACAAAGGAGGGAUGGUAGUCAGUCAACAACUUAUGAACAUGGUUUCCGAGUUGGGUUCAAAGGAAAUUAUGCCGGGAGUAAAGAGGAAAAAUACUUUAUCAAUAACCACCUGAGCUUCCGAGUAAUGUAUCACAAGGAUCUUGAGACAGACUCUGCUCGAAUUGUUGGAUUUGAGGUCACUCCUAACAGUAUUAAUCAUGAAUACAAGGAAUGGGAUGAUAAAAAUCCUAAAGUCACAACAUGCAACAAGGACACCAAAAAUUUGAUUCAAGGCAGCACAGUUCCACAAGAAGUUGAAUCCGGCAAGUCUAUUGUUUUCACAUAUGAUGUCACCUUCAGGGAAAGUGAGAUUAAAUGGGCUUCUCGCUGGGACACAUACUUGCUCAUGAAUGAUGACCAGAUCCACUGGUUCUCUAUUAUAAACUCAUUGAUGAUUGUCCUGUUCCUCUCUGGCAUGGUGGCCAUGAUCACGAUGAGAACUUUGUACAGAGAUAUUGCUAACUAUAAUCAGCUGGAGACUCAAGAUGAGGCUCAGGAAGAAACCGGGUGGAAGCUUGUCCAUGGAGAUGUGUUCAGAGCCCCUAUCAAUUCUGGUUUACUAUGUGUUUAUGUCGGCACGGGUGUACAAAUCUUUGGGAUGACACUUGUGACAAUGAUAUUUGCAUUGCUGGGUUUCUUAUCCCCUUCUAAUAGAGGUGGCCUUAUGACGGCUAUGGUUCUGUUGUGGGUCUUCAUGGGCAUAUUAGCUGGUUACUCGUCUGCACGACUGUACAAAAUGUUCAAGGGCACGGAGUGGAAAAGGAACACCCUCAAAACUGCAUUUAUGUUCCCCGGUAUUCUCUUUGCAAUUUUCUUUGUGUUGAAUGCCCUAAUCUGGGGGGAGCAGUCUUCAGGGGCAGUGCCUUUUGGAACAAUGUUUGCUCUCGUUUGCUUGUGGUUUGGAAUAUCGGUUCCCUUGGUCUUUGUGGGUAGUUACCUCGGUUUCAAGAAGCCAGCUAUUGAAGAUCCCGUGAAAACAAACAAAAUUCCGAGGCAAAUACCUGAGCAAGCAUGGUAUAUGCAACCGGUCUUCUCCAUUCUUAUUGGAGGCAUUCUUCCAUUUGGUGCUGUGUUUAUCGAGCUCUUCUUUAUCUUGACAUCAAUAUGGCUGAAUCAGUUCUACUACAUCUUCGGCUUCCUCUUCAUAGUGUUUAUUAUCCUUUUGAUCACCUGCGCAGAAAUAACAAUUGUUCUCUGCUACUUCCAACUAUGCAGUGAGGAUUAUCACUGGUGGUGGAGAUCAUACCUGACAGCCGGCUCUUCCGCUGUAUACCUUUUCCUUUACUCCAUUUUCUACUUUUUCACCAAAUUGGAGAUCACAAAGUUUGUUUCUGGAAUCCUCUAUUUCGGUUAUAUGAUCAUCAUGUCAUACGCAUUCUUUGUUUUGACUGGGGCAAUCGGUUUCUAUGCCUGCUUCUGGUUUGUACGAAAGAUUUACUCCUCUGUCAAGAUUGACUGAUCGGAAAAUGCAAAAGAAAGACGAUGGACGCACCAACACUUCUAACGAUGUGGAUCUCGAUGAAAGGGUUUCGUUUAGUUUGUCCACUGGUUUUUGCCGGAAUUAGACUGAUCCAUGGGAAUUUUGGUUAAUAGUCUCAAUGAAAGAUUUUCCUGUGCUGAUUAUAGAUUAGGGUCUGCUUUGUUUUGUGAUACCAUAUAUAUUAACACUAUUCUCAUUAGUUUCUGUGUAUUAAGAGGUGAUUUAGAUCUCUCCUUACAGUGUAUCAACUGUCAUCUGCUGAAUCACAAGAUUACUUCAUAA